UUAAAUGAUUUUGUCCAACUGUAGGCUAACGUCAGUGUUUUGAGCAUUUUUAAGGUAGGCUUGGCUAAACUGUGAUGUUCGGUAGGUUAGAUGUAUAAAUGCAUUUUCUACUUGACGAUAUUUUCAACUGGCUGGAUCUAGAUGUGAGAGCCCAUCGUAAGCUGAGGAACAUCUGUAGUUGAGAAGACUAAGGUUUCUCAAUGGUAAAGCAACCAGCCCACAGCGCCACCACCAGUAAGUAGCUGGACUAGGCCUAGGGCUUUGCAACACACACAGGACUCACCCUGAAACACUGUAUUCAAGAGCUAUCUCCAGUCAUGAACAAAGAGCGUUUAGAUUUAUUCUGUGUGAUUCCAAGAACCCUAGGAUAUACAGAAAGCGAUUUCAGUUCUGUAUUAUAGGAAACGUUCGAGUUAUUAUGUAAAAGACUACUUAACAGAGAAAAAGAUAAUUUGUCAUAAACAUACAAGUGAUAGAAAGAAACUUCGAAUAUUCUGGUGAGCACGACCUCCAAACAAACUCUAAUUCGCAGCUGACAUCUGCUAAUAACAGAAAAAUCUCGGGUGAUUUUUACGUCAAUUACCAGUGGACUCUAUUCAGAAAUAGGACUCUCUCGGGCCUGAAGUAGUCCUGACCAGUCCUAGAGCUCUGUGGGUGCCUUCCAUACCAGCAGGGCCGGCCAGCAGCCCUCCAGUCCCAGCGAAGAAACCUGAGUGUUACAGCCUCCAGGGCGGCGUGGCUUCCAUCACUGAAACUCCUAGCAAUUCUCAGCGGUCUUCAGGAGGAAAAAACUACAACUCCCAUCAGACAACGCGAGCUGAGGUGGGUGGGCAUUUGGUGCGCGUGGGCGGCUCCGACCAAUAACGACUGUCGUUACAGCGAACAGUUUGGUCGCGUUUGUAAAAGGCCGCGGCAGGCGAAGAGAGAAGCGGUGACGGCGGUCGUCAGCGAAGGACCCUGGGGCCCGCUGGGGGGCGCCGGGCAGUUAUAGACUACCAGGAUCUCCACUUAGGGCAGUGGGCAUCUUCUCUGACAGUGGAACAUUGGGCUGGAGCUUUGCCAUUGGCUGGUCGAGAAGGAGGAAGCAGAAUGUCUGCAUUGUUACACCACAGAGUACAAACUUCAGAAGACUUUGGGUUAAGCAAUAUCUCUUACUCUGCAAAUGAUUAUGUCUUCACCUGUCCUCUUUGAUCAUCACAAAGUAAUGAAAGACCUUUUAGGUCUUAUGAAUUCAGGUUACACUGUUUUCCAGAUGCUCUGGCAGCUGGUACAGGGCUUGUGAAAAAUGGAACCAAACUCUCUGAGGACUAAAGUCCCAGCUUUCUUAUCUGACUUGGGGAAGGCCACAUUGAGGGGAAUCAGAAAAUGUCCCCGAUGUGGCACAUACAAUGGGACCCGGGGACUGAGCUGUAAGAACAAGACAUGUGGAACCAUAUUCCGCUACGGUGCACGGAAGCAGCCUAGCAUUGAAGCUGUCAAAAUCAUCACAGGCUCUGAUCUGCAGGUCUACUCAGUGAGGCAAAGAGACCGGGGCCCUGAUUACCGAUGCUUUGUGGAGCUAGGUGUUUCAGAGACAACAAUCCAGACGGUGGAUGGGACGAUUAUCACUCAGCUGAGCUCUGGACGGUGUUAUGUCCCCUCAUGUCUGAAAGCUGCUACCCAAGGCGUUGUGGAAAACCAAUGCCAGCACAUCAAGUUGGCGGUGAACUGCCAGGCAGAGGCCACUCCCCUAACCCUGAAGAGCUCAGUCCUGAACGCAAUGCAGGCCUCCCCAGAAACCAAACAAACUAUCUGGCAGUUGGCCACGGAACCCACGGGUCCCCUGGUACAAAGGAUUACUAAAAACAUAUUGGUGGUGAAAUGCAAGACAAGCCAGAAGCAUAGCUUGGGGUAUUUGCAUACAUCAUUUGUGCAGAAAAUCAGUGCCAAAAGCUUGCCUGAGCGCCGCUUCUUCUGCUCCUGCCAGACUCUGAAAUCACACAAGUCGAGUGUCUCUAAGGACGAGGCAGCCCAGAGAUGCAUUCAUUUCUUUGCUUGCAUCUGUGCCUUUGCCAGUGACGAGACAUUGGCUCAGGAAUUCUCAGACUUCUUAAAUUUUGAUUCCAGCGGACUUAAAGAGAUUAUUGUGCCCCAGAUAGGCUGCCAUUCAGAAACAUCAGUAUCAGCUUGUGAGUCUGCUGCCUCUAAGCCAAAGAAGAGGAAAAAGGAUGAAGUAUCUGGUGCACAGAUGAACAGUUCACUAUUGCCUCAAGAUGCAGUGAACAGUAAUCUAAGAAAAAGUGGCCUGAAAAAGCCUGUGGUUGCUUCUUCAUUAAAAAGGCAAGCUUGUGGUCAGCUUUUAGAUGAGGCACAAGUGACCUUAUCCUUCCAAGACUGGCUGGCCAGUGUCACAGAACGCAUUCAUCAAACCAUGCACUAUCAGUUUGAUGGCAAACCAGAGCCACUGGUGUUCCACAUUCCUCAGUCCUUUUUUGAUGCACUGCAACAGAGAAUAUCCAUAGGAAGUGCAAAAAAACGGCUCCCCAAUUCUACCACAGCUUUUGUUCGGAAAGAUGCCUUGCCACUGGGAACCUUUUCCAAGUAUACCUGGCAUAUCACUAAUAUUCUGCAAGUUAAACAAAUCUUAGAUACUCCAGAGAUGCCCUUGGAAAUCACUCGUAGCUUUAUCCAGAACCGUGAUGGGACUUACGAGCUGUUUAAAUGCCCUAAAGUGGAAGUAGAGAGCAUAGCAGAAACCUACGGUCGCAUAGAAAAGCAACCAGUGCUACGACCCUUGGAACUAAAAACUUUUCUCAAAGUUGGCAACACUUCCCCAGAUCAAAAGGAGCCAACACCUUUUAUCAUCGAGUGGAUCCCAGAUAUCCUUCCCCAGUCCAAGAUUGGUGAGCUGCGGAUCAAAUUUGAGUAUGGUCACCACCGGAAUGGGCAUGUGGCAGAGUACCAAGACCAGCGGCCCCCCCUGGACCAGCCCUUGGAACUGGCCCCUCUGACCACUAUUACCUUCCCUUGAGGCAAAACAAGAGAGUCUUUUGCUGCUAAAUUUGCACAUCCCCACUCCUUGACAACUUUAAAUACUAGUUAGGCACUUAUAUCAUCACACUGUUCCUUAGUGAACUGCUCUUAGAUUAGAUGUGAUUUAUCAAUGCUAUUCAGUGGAUUCUGUUGAAAAAAAAAAUUCUUGUAAAUGGCCUUUUUGAUGCUGCUGUGUACAGUCUUCAUUAUAAAUGGGCAGUAUUUCUGGCUAGUUUUAAAAGGAACACAGAGAAAACCAGCUCACUUUCCAUCUUAUGGACUGACCUUUAGAAUUUGUUUCAACCUUUUUCUGAUUUUCUAAGAAGUUAGCAGCACUCAGCUUUAUACCAACAGUGUUGGAAAGUUAAUAAUACCCUGGUUAGGGCAGAAUGUUAAGGACCAUCCUGGCAGAGUGUUAAGGACCAUCCUGGCAGAGUUCCAACCGUGCUUUUUAUUCUGUUCUCAAAGAAAGCACAGUGCCACUAGUUUUUUCCAAAUUAUAUCAUGUUGGCCUGAUUAUAAAAUUAUAAGUGGGGGGGGUGGAUUUAGCUGAUAAUGAAAUAGGAAAAAGAGGGCCAGGUAGCAAGGGAAUAUUGACAUUUCAAACUAAUGCUUGUGAUUGCUUAUUCACUUGAUAUUUAUUUCCUUCUUUAUUCUCCAAAAAGCUAAACAGCUUGUAAAAUUCAAUUGCUGUUUCCGAGUUCAUUGAUCACAGAAUGGGGAUACUUUCCACUUUGUCGUGUUGAUUUGAUAUAAAUUUCUUAUACCUCGUUGUCCUGGGGAAGACAGAAAAAAUCCUUAUUGAAGUA
Messenger RNA from Galeopterus variegatus (Sunda flying lemur), 3821 nucleotides. RefSeq names its product chromosome unknown open reading frame, human C2orf42. Gene Ontology annotation, cellular component: nucleus. The record is from RefSeq and is a predicted model, not a curated record. The transcript is spliced from 10 exons. Lineage: Eukaryota; Metazoa; Chordata; Mammalia; Dermoptera; Cynocephalidae. The coding region runs from base 1286 to 3010 and encodes 574 amino acids.